AUGGUGCUGCGCUGCUACAGUCGCAGGCAUGUCGUGCCCGCUUUUCGCGCGGCUCAACGCCAGCUCACAACCGGCCUACCUUUGAGCGCUGCACACACCAACAUCCCUUCAGACCAAUUCAAAGCCACUUCUGCAGGCGCUCUCUCGCAAUCUCGUCGUGUCGGACGAGCAGGGCAUCAGCAUGAAAGCUGGUCUUUCUUCUUUCCGGACCAUCUCUCCUGGACCAAGAGACCCUCUGCGCCUCGCGCCUCGCAUCCGCUUGUCAAAAAGCUCAUCUCAGAGAUCUACAGCACCGAUCGCGAGCCUUCGGCCAACCGCACCUGGAAAGCCUACAUGGAUCUCAAGGAAGCCUCCGGUGCCCACGCCGUCGGCCAAUCCUCCGAAUCCUUCACCGCUCUUCUCACGCAGCUGGAGCCGGCCCACCUCCAGCAGCUUCUCCGUGCCAUCGACCCUGCCGUGGCUGCGUCCAGAAAGCUCGCUCGCGCCGAGGCCAAGCAUUUUCAGAGUCUGCAGCAGAAGCAGCAGGUCCUGACAUCGGGUCUCGCUCCCACCAAGAUCCUGGUUGAACCACAAAUCUCGAGAAAGUCCGCCAAGACCUUUGAUGCCCAGCACCCCGUGCGCGAGUACAUGCGCAGGGUUCACAUCAUCUUCCGCGACAUGCGUCUGCACUCCUCGGUCGUGCCUUCCACCAGCUCUGCCACCGAUCCCCUUCCAAGUCUCGACGACUACAACCACGUCCUCGCCCGCCUCGCCACUGGCGGUCACAUCGGUCCCAUGUCGGCCAUCUGGAACGAGCUCUCCAGUGUUUCGCUCAAAUCGGGCACCAAAGGUCUUCACCCCAACCGCCACACGUAUAGGGAGCUCAUGAUCGGCCUCAGCCGCCACGCCACCGAACAGAUCGAAAGAGUGCAGAAGAACGAAGCCUCCAAGACCUUCGACUACUCGGGCAAAAAGAGGCAGCUCGAAAAGUCCGCUCGCGCCGCUGCUGCGGGCAUGGCCAAGUUCGGCCAGAUCCUCGCUCCUUCCGCCAGGGCAGCAGCCAUCCUCGCCGCGCUUCGCACCAUGGCGCUCCUCAAAGACAUGAAGGAGCAUGGCGUCACUCCCAACCAAAUCACGCUCGAUUUUGCCGCCAGGACGCUGCGUCUCGCCGGUCACACCGAUGGGCUUCACAUGCUCAUGCACGACGCAUACGGCAUCGACUUGGCCUCGGCCGAUACCGCAGUCACCUCGUCCACCGAACUCGCACCGACCACACACACGCUCAACACCAUCCUCAUGGCUCUCGGUGAGCAGGCAAGCGUUCCAGAAAUGGUGGCCGCGUUCGAGACCUUGGCCAAGCCCUUGCCGGUGGCCUCGAACGGAACAGAUGCCACCUCGUCAGGCGAAGGUCUCUUCUCGACAAAGUGGAAGGACAUCUUCAGCAGCAUACGCAACCGCGAGUCGGAGGCCGACCAGCUCGGCAAUGUGCACGACGAGGCCGACAUCCCGGACGUCUUCCCGUACACCCUUCCACACAGGAUCCAGCCCAACACCAAGACCUUCCAGAUCCUGCUCCGACAUUGCUGCGCUGAGGUGGAUCCGCUGCGCUCGCCCGUGGCGCUCAAGAACGAAGCAGGAGGCUCGGUGGCCGCGCUUGCCAUGGAGUCAACUCAGCUUGCGCUUGCCGAGAUGCAGGACGGCGGGCCCCGUGCAGCCGAGAUGGAGCGCAGGACCAAGGGCGCCUACUCGCUCUUUGCCAGGAGCUUGCUCUCGGAGGCGAUCGGCCGCUCCGAGGAGCUGCUACACUCGACUGCGCGCAGCCUUGGCAUCGAUCUGCAGCAGCGGGACGUGUUGGCGGAGGUUUCGGCAAAGGAGGCAGAAAGCAGUGGCGACCAGGAGGUCGCACAGGCCACCCAAUUGCGACCGGAGUAUCAGCGCGUGUCGGUCAUUCCUGGCCGAGCGAUGGACGCCGACUUCCAUCCUAUCUACGAAGCUCCAUCGUUCUCCGUCACUGCGUUGAUGGUCGAGCCUUUUUUCUCGCUCGCGUCCGCUCGCAGAAACAUCGGUGAUCUGCGCUGGGUCCGAGGUAUGCUGUCCAAGGCCCUCGAAAUCAAGAUUGCCGAGACCCAGGUGAUCGAUGCCGCAUGGCGGGUGUAUCGCUCGCGCUUCGCAAAGCCGCGUCAGAACACUUCUGCCGCGCCAGCAUCGGAAAGCGAACAUGCUUCGGCCGAGUCCGACAGCUCAACUUCGCUCCAGUCGAAUGGCCAGGGCCGUGCGGAGGUUUCGGCUUUCCUCCAAAGGCUGCGACAGCAGCACCGCAUUGCAGCUAAACACGCCCAGUCGCUCGAGCAGCUGCUCUACGACCGACUCGACGAACGCCUGCACGACCUCUUGGCACGCAGGGACGCAAAGCAGCAGCAGCGUCAGCGCGCCUUCCGUGAAGGUCGCCUCAAGGCAGAACAGCAGAAGCUCGAAGAGCAGGAACGCGAAGCAGCGAGGAAGGCCCAGGCAGCGGAGGCGCGAAGGCUGCGAGCGCUCCAGAAGGAGCAGCAACAAAAUCCUUCUGCCGAAGGCUCAAGCAAUCAUUUGGACGCCGCUUCGCCCGCCACUGUCACCGCAUAA
Molecule: messenger RNA, 2601 nt
Organism: Moesziomyces antarcticus
Lineage: Eukaryota; Fungi; Basidiomycota; Ustilaginomycetes; Ustilaginales; Ustilaginaceae
Exons: 1
Coding region: 1-2601 (866 amino acids)
Source: RefSeq, a predicted model, not a curated record